Molecule: messenger RNA, 4981 nt
Organism: Branchiostoma belcheri (Belcher's lancelet)
Lineage: Eukaryota; Metazoa; Chordata; Leptocardii; Amphioxiformes; Branchiostomatidae
Exons: 44
Coding region: 41-4981 (1646 amino acids)
Molecular function (GO): calcium ion binding
Source: RefSeq, a predicted model, not a curated record
AACUGUCACCAAAGAUGUGAGUACGUCAUCAUCUGUGUCCAUGACUGUAACCCAAGCCUGGUCUGCACAACUACUGAACACCUCAUCUACAGAGUACGUCACCUUCAAGACACAGACAGAACAAGCUUUGACCACGAGCAUGCUGAAUGUUGUUGGGUUUUCUGGAUUGGAAGUUGGACAACUGAAACAAUCUUCCUCAGGACAAGUGCAGGUGAAGUUGCGCAUUGUUGCAGCUGAGUAUUCCUUAACACAGGCGCAGCAGUCGUUUGUUAGCGUGGUGCAGUCUGGGAAUGUUGGCGGCAUCUCUGUUGAUGCUACAUCAGCUGCGAUUCAAAAAGAUGUGACAACCUCCCAGACUGCUGAGGUGACCUUGACCCAAGCCUGGUCAGCUGACCUUCAGAACACGACCUCAGUGGCCUUCACUACUCUACAACAAGAAGUGCAGGAGGAUCUAAGUGUGGAGUUGGGGAGUACUGUGGGCUUCCAGCGUGCAGUGGUGGUGGAGUUCAAGCAAAGUACCACCAACACAGUUGUAGCAGUGACUCGUCUUGUUGUGGCCACCUAUGCUGCCAGCUCUGCCCAGGCUGCAUUUGUUCAGACAGUAUCAUCCGGACAGAUUGGAACAAUCGCAGUCAACGCAUCAUCAGCAACUGUCAGCAAAGAUGUGAGUGCAUCCUCCACAAUGUCCAUGACAGUCACUCAGUCCUGGUCAGCUGAUCUGCUGAACAGUUCUUCUACUGCCUACCAAGCUCUGGUGGUCAACAUAGAGAAAAGUAUGACUUCUACACUGCUGGCUACAGUUGGCUUCCAGGCAUUUGAGGUGGCUCGAUUCAAGCAAACGUCUUCAGGACAGAUCGAGGUUGUGGUGAGAGUGGUAGCGGCUGAGUACGCUCUUGCUGCAGCUCAGGAAUCCUUCGUCACUGUGGUACAGACUGGGAGUGUUGCUGAUCUCUCAUUGGAUGCUACAUCAGCUGUUGUCAAAAAGACUGUGACUGCUUCCCAGACUGCCCAGAUGACCUUGACCCAGGCUUGGUCAGCUGACCUUCAGCAGACGUCAGCAGCAGCCUUCACCACACUCCAAACUCAAGUGCAAGAAGCGUUGACUGUUGAGCUUGGGAACACUGUUGGAUUUCAGAGUGUCAAUGUCGUGUCUUUUGAAGAAAGUUCUACAUCUACAGUGACAGCAGUGGUCAGGUUGAUUGUCGUGUCCUAUGCUACAACGACUCUGCAGCAGUCCUUCACUCAGGUGGUCAGUUCUGGUCAAGUGGGGACAAUAACGGUCAACAAGACAUCAGCAGUGGUCAAGAAAGAUGUUGGUUUGUCGACCACGGUGUCCAUGACAGUUACCCAGUCCUGGUCAGCUGACCUCCAGAACACCACAUCUCAAGCCUUCGUCACUCUUCAGACACAGAUACAGCAGGCUAUGACUACGAGUCUUCAGACCACAACAGGCUUUCAGGCUGUGCAGGUUUCACAGUUCAAACAAACGGAAUCAGGUAACAUACAAGUCAUCCUGCGGAUUGUAGCAGCAGAGUACUCCCUGACUGCAGCCCAGGAGAGCUUUACAACAGUGGUGGAGACUGGGAGUGUGGCAGGGGUUUCUGUGGAUGCCUCAUCUGCUGUGGUACAAAAAGAUGUUACGGUGUCACGUACCCUUCAGAUGACCAUCCAACAAGCCUUCACUGCAGCCUUACAGGACACGUCAUCACAAGCCUUCAUUACCUUACAAACACAAGUACAGGACGCUGUAACAGAGGAGAUGUCAGCGACUGUUGGCUUCCAGCGUGCUGUGGUGGCUGAGUUCAAACAAGAGUCUAGUAGCACAGUUGCAGUGAUCAGAACUGUCAUGGCCUCCUAUAGUUCCAAUGAGGUACAGAACGCCUUCGUCACUGUGGUAAAGAGUGGGCAAGUCGGGAACCUGGUGGUCGAUGCCAACUCUGCUACCAUUAAACAAGACGUGACGGUGACUCGUACAGCAUCAGUCACCCUUACCCAGGCCUGGUCAGCCAACCUGCUAAACAAGGAGUCUACAGAGUUCAAGACACUACAAACACAAACAGAAACACAAAUGACAUCAGCUCUGCUUGUCAUUGUAGGCAUCCAAGGAGUUACAGUCUCCGAAUUUAAAGAAAGCUCUUCCCAGGUCCAGGCUGUAGUCAGACUGGUGGUGGCAGAUUAUGCCUCCAAGUCUUCACAGAUGUCGUUUGCGACUGUUGUGAAAACUGGCAAGGUUGGCACCAUAAGUGUGGACCCUGCUUCAGCAGUUAUAAAAAAAGAUGUGAGUGUGACCUCCACGACCUCCAUGACCUUGACCCAGCCCUUCACUGCUGCCCUCACCAACAGCACAAGUACAGCAUUCAUCGCCCUCAAGUCUACUGUGGAACAGUCGAUAUCAGAGACCCUGAUUCAGACCGUUGGUUUCCAAAGAGUAGAAAUUGUAGAGUUUGUACCAUCACAAAGUGGGCAGGUCCAGGCCAAGGUGAGAAUGGUGGUGGCAGAUUUUGCGACGACCUCUGUGCAGACGACCUUCACCACAGCUGUCAAAACUGGCAGCGUGGGAGCUCUGACGGUGGAUCCUAACUCUGUCGUCGUGGAAAAGGAUGUGAGUACAACAUCCACCAUCUCCAUGAAGAUGACCAGUGUAACGUGGAAUGCAGCAUUGUUGGACACCACAACCGAGACCUUCAGCAGUCUCAAACUCGAUGUGGAAGAAUCACUACUGCUUGUGAUGGUGUCAGUGGUGGGAUUCCAGCGAGUGGAAGUGGCUGAGUUUAAAGAAUCCAGUGGAAAUGUGGAGGUGGUUUUGCGUAUGAUGGUGACUAGUUAUGCCUCAGCCGGUGUGACUGCAUCCUUUACCCAAGCUGUUACAACGGGCAGCAUCGGAACUAUCACUGUAGACCCCACAUCUGCUGUGGUCGCUAAAGAUGUUAAUGUGGCAACAAAAGUGGCCAUGACAGUUACCCAAACAUGGGACCAACAACUGACCAACAUAUCGUCUACUGCAUACACUGAGCUGAAGACUCAACUAGAAACUUCAUUGCAACAAACAUUCCUGGUCAUUGUGGGUUUUCAGCGAGUAGAAAUACAGGAGUUCAAGCAAGUUGGCAGUAAUAUCCAGGUCAUCAUCAUCCUGGUGGUUGCACAGUACGCUACCACAUCAGUCUCCACGUCAUUCAGCUCUGUCGUGUCGUCUGGAACUAUCGGGACUAUCACUGUCGAUGUGAACUCUGCAACUGAAGAGAAAGUUGUGCCUGUAACACGCAGUACAACAGUUUCACUGACAGAGACGUGGAACGCUGCUUUACUGGACACAUCUUCUACUGAGUACAAAACUCUCCAGACUAAAGUGGAGAACUCCUUCUUUGAGGUGUUUGUAGUUAUAACUGGAUUCCAGAGGGUCACGGUUGUUGAGUUCAAAGAAAGCUCGGGUGUUGUGUCUGUGGUUCUGCGGAUAUCAUUGUCCUUUGAAGCUUCUUCGUCCUUCGUCACCACCAUCAAGACUGCCGUCUCCUCUGGAACAAUAGCCGCCGUGUCUGUCAACCCUGCCUCUCUACAACUGGCAGUGGACAAACGUGUAGUACAGCAGGCCACCUUCAAACUGACUAAUCAGGCCGGCUCCAUACUGUCCUGGUCAGCCAACCUGCUGGUGCCCACUUCAACAGAGUUCAUCACACUCAAGAAGUCAGUGGAAACUCAGUUCUUCCAAACCUUUGUAAACAUCAAUGGCUUCCAGUCAGUUACCAUCAAGGAAUUCCAGCAGUCGAGUGAGAGUGGGAGUAUUACAGUCAUUUUCUAUAUCAUCGUGGCAGAGUUUGCCACAACCACUGUUUCCACAACGUUUACCACAGCUGUACAGACUGGAACUGUGGGAACACUUACUGUGAUCACAACUUCAGCUGCUGUCACUGUCCCAGUGGAAAGAACAAUCUAUGGUAACCUUGUGGUGUCCAAGUCAUUUGACUGUAACCUUGUGGACAAGACAAGUUCUAACUACACUGGGUUUGUCAGCCAGUUUACCACAAAUGCCCCGCAGGCCCUUCCAGUUAUACCAGGGUUCAAGAGUUUUGAAGUUCUCUGGCUUGGAACAUGGAGAGACGGUGGCAUUCUAGUAAACAUGAAGCUCAAUGUGAGUGAGGCCACGACAAAAGACAACGUCCAACAGUGGAUGAAAACUAUCGCAGAAGGAGGAGACUUCGGUGACCUGAAGUUAAAGGUCGCGUACGGGACAACAACAUCAGAAAAAGAACUCCCACAACCAGCACAAGCAGACUUCCAACUCCUAAACAUCACUCUAUCAACAUCAUCGCCAACACAGAUCUACCCAGCAGGACGCAUUAACACUAUGUUUAACUUUUUCAUCAAGAAUUUGGGGAAUGUAGAUGUUGGGGUCACACCGAAUGGAUUUGCUACGUUUAAAGCGUAUUUGACGAAUAAUGGAGAGUUGGAAUCUGCGACGGUGAAGUCCAAUGCUACAGAUGUCAGUGUUCCUGUCAGCUCAGAGGCUCUGCUGCAUGUAGGAGUCCACAAAAGGGGAACGGAACAAAUAGGAAUGACGAACGUGAUUGCACCACUCCAAGUCCCAGAGUCCAACUGUGGUGACUUCACCCAUGUCUGCAUCAGCGCUGUGAUAGCGGACGUGCCAGAUUUCCUGGACUACCAGCCGUGUAACAACGACGUGUGUUAUGAGCUGAAGGCUGUGGGAGCGGGAGGGGGGCUGGAGAAAAACUGUCCACGCUUGACGGGUAUAUGCAGCCCUGCCUGCCAUGCUGAUGCCACCUGCCAUCGUGAGUCGGGUACUCCCACAUGUGAAUGUGAUCAUGGAUAUACAGGAGAUGGACAGACAUGUACAGAUAUAAAUGAAUGCAGCACAAAUCCAUGUGACACCUCAGGGAACCAAGUGUGUAAGAACCUGGAGGGGAGUUUUGAGUGUGACUGUAAACCUGGAUAUAAACUCAACCAUGGGGCAUGCGUCUAUUGCUGA